AUGUCGUCUGAUAAACUAAGGAAGGAACUUCGUGAAAAAGCAAAAAAGAUUUCAGAAAAUCAACAGAAAGUCAAUGAUGCACAAGCAAUUAUUGAUUUCAUGCCUUCCAUUCCAAAACUUCUCACCUUCGACCCAGAAGGACUUAAUUUAACAUUAACAUCACACAACAAAUUGCCAGAAGAUAUAUCUGAAUGGGCCAUUAAUUUAACAAUUAAAAAUAUGAGCGAAAUUUAUCAGAAGUCAUGGCAAUGGGACGAAGAAACAAAACAAGAGGAAAUAUUAAACAGAAAUGCUAGGUACCUUGUUGCAUAUAAAGGAGACGACGAUCCUGUAGGUUACAUCCAUUUCCGUUUCGAACAAUUAGACGGCGAUUUUGUCAUUUAUAUUUACGAUGUUCAAACAGAACAAUCAGUGAGAAACUCUGGAUUGUCGAAAUUCUUGAUUCAAGCCGUUGAAUUGAUCGGUUUGAAAAUUGGUGUUCAAGCAUGCGUUACAUUCGUUUUCAAAGAAGAUAAAGAAUACAUGGCAAUAUUAAAUGGACUGAAUUAUCAAUUUCACCAUACAUCUCCUUCAGUUUAUUGCCCAGAUAAACCCGAAAAAUAUAAACAUGAGAUAUUGUUUAAGCCAUUGACAAAAACAAAUUAG
This is a messenger RNA of Trichomonas vaginalis G3, 645 nucleotides long. Its product is annotated as H2A histone acetyltransferase protein. Gene Ontology annotation, cellular component: nucleus. The transcript has a single exon. The coding region runs from base 1 to 645 and encodes 214 amino acids. The record is from RefSeq and is a predicted model, not a curated record. Lineage: Eukaryota; Parabasalia; Trichomonadida; Trichomonadidae. Gene Ontology annotation, molecular function: protein N-terminal-serine acetyltransferase activity; histone H4 acetyltransferase activity; histone H2A acetyltransferase activity.